Daucus carota subsp. sativus is the source of this 1533-nucleotide messenger RNA. RefSeq lists its product as uncharacterized. Gene Ontology annotation, molecular function: nucleic acid binding; zinc ion binding. The record is from RefSeq and is a predicted model, not a curated record. The coding region runs from base 1 to 1533 and encodes 510 amino acids. The transcript is spliced from 2 exons. NCBI's taxonomy places the organism in Eukaryota, Viridiplantae, Streptophyta, Magnoliopsida, Apiales, Apiaceae.
AUGGCUGAAAGGCAAACAUCUGAAGCUAGUGAUAGUCCCACCCGAGAAAGGCAUGUUAGGGAAUUAGCUGAAUUACAAGAAAUUAUUCGUAGACAAGGUGAGCAGAUAAAGAAGCUAGCUCAAGAGUUGCGACAUGGACGUAAUGCUGAAGCUGUUCCACCUCCUCCACCACCUCCCCUACAUCAGAUGGAACCUUUAUAUGAGAGAUUUAGAAAACAACGCCCACCAACUUUUGAGGGUAGCAGUGACCCAUUAGAAGCACUAGAUUGGAAGAGUUCCCUAGAAGAUAUCUUUGAGUUUAUGCAAUUAAAUGAUAGGGAAAAGGUGUCUUGCACCGUGCAUACGUUAAAGAAAGACGCUAAGAUUUGGUGGGAUGUUGUUAAGCUUACACGUGACGUUAGUCAGAUGACUUGGGCUGAUUUCGAGACCUUUUUUAACGAAAAGUUCUAUAGUGAAGCUAUGUUAAGUGCUAAAGUAAACGAGUUUAGUAGAUUGUACCAGGGGAGUCUAUCGGUUGCUGCGUAUGCUCGAAAGUUUGAUCGAUUAGCUAAGUUUGCACCGGAUUUGGUUGUCACUGAGGCUAGUAGGGUGAAUCGUUUUCUUGAGGGAUUACAACCAGAGUUAGCUAGAGAUGUUGACAUGGGACGUACUGGGCCUCUCACUUAUUCUCAAGCAGUUGAAAAAGCUUUGAGGGCUAAACAUAGGGAACAAAAGAUAAUGAGGGUGAAGGGUUCUACUACAAUGCCUAGAAGGGAUGUAAAAUUUAAUAAAGAUCAAGAUCGAUUUUUAAACAAACGAGGUGUUCAAGGAUCUCAGACUAGACUUGAUCCAAAUAAAAGAUUUAAAGCAUCAACAAGGAAGUGUUACAAAUGCGGAAAGGAGGAUCAUCUAAUCAAGGAUUGUCCAAUUUGGCAAAAUGAGCAGAAGAAAGAGGAGCCUUCAAAGACUAAUGCCAGAAUCUUUGCUAUCACCCAAGCAGAUGCAGAUGCUAGCAAUACGGUAGUGUCAGGUAACAUCACUAUCGAUGGUAUUCCUACUUAUGCAUUGAUAGAUUCAGGAGCUACACAUUCAUUUGCAUCUAUAAAUUAUUUGAAAAGACUUAGGAGACCUCUUGAAAAGUUAUCAAGUAAUUUUAGUGCAAUAUUACCGUCCGGAGAGAUAUUACAUUAUAACCAAUGGUUAAGAGCGGUUCCUGUAUGUAUUGAUAACCACGAAUUGUAUGUUGAUUUAGUGGUUUUAGAGAUGUAUGAUUAUGAGGUGAUACUAGGUAUGGAUUGGUUAUCUAAGUAUAAUGCUACUAUUGAUUGUAAAAACAAAAAGGUGAUGUUUAAACCUUCUGAGGAGGACCAAUUUGAGUUCGUGGCUGAUUUCCCCAAUAACAUGAUAUCGACCGUCUCAGCUAUGCAAGAAAAGACAAUGUUACAAGAUGGUUGUGUUGGUUAUUUUGGAAAUGUGUUAGGCACUAAUCUUAUAAUAGGAAAUAAGCCCGAGGAGAUACCUGUAGUUAAAGAAUUUUUAGAAGUUUUUCCAUAA